Thalassophryne amazonica is the source of this 3355-nucleotide messenger RNA. RefSeq names its product transmembrane protein 106Ba (gene tmem106ba). Bases 162 to 950 code for a protein of 262 amino acids. Lineage: Eukaryota; Metazoa; Chordata; Actinopteri; Batrachoidiformes; Batrachoididae. The record is from RefSeq and is a predicted model, not a curated record. The transcript has 8 exons.
AUAUCAAUCAAUAUUAGGCUCGAUCCGCCUCUAUCACAAACGUAGUCGCUUGUUUUGCCUUGUGAGAUCUGGCAACACUGCUGCUGCGUCAAUCAUAACAAACGACGCCGUUAAACCGAUGGCAAGAGUCUGACUAAAACACACUACAGACAGCUGCAGCUAUGGGCAAGUCCCAGUCACACUUGGCAAAACAGAAUGAUGAUAUUAAGGAUGCACUGACAACUUCUACUGAGUAUAAAGACAACCAGAGUGAUGAUGAUGGAAAGAAUGGAGACGUAUCCCACUUCCCCUAUGUGGAGUUUACUGGGCGGGACAGUGUGACAUGCCCCACGUGCCAGGGCACCGGCAGAAUUCCACGUGGUCAAGAGAAUCAGCUUGUGGCUCUAAUUCCAUAUAGCGACCAAAGGCUCAGGCCAAGCAGAACAAAGCUGUAUGUCACAAUAUCUGUUGCCCUUUGCCUGAUGCUUUGUGGCCUGGCUGUGUUCUUCCUAUUCCCUCGCUCUGUUGAUGUUUCCUAUGUGGGAGUGAAGUCUGCCUUCGUUUCCUACGACACGGAUAAACGAAUUGUCUAUCUCAACAUUACGAACACUCUGAACAUCACCAAUAAUAACUACUAUGCCAUAUCAGUGACCAACAUCACGGCACAAGUACAGUUCUCGAAGACGGUGAUAGGCAAGGCCAAGUACAACAAUAACACUGUGAUCGUACCUCUUGAUGAACAGCAGAUUGACUACACUGUUCCGACCACCAUUGCUGACGAAAUGAGUUAUAUCUUUGACUACUGCACCCUGUCAACAAUUAAAGUGCACAACAUAGUUGUCAUGAUGCAGGUGACUGUGACAGCAGCGUACUUCGGCCAUGCGGAGCAGGUUUCCCAGGAGGUGUAUCAGUAUGUAGACUGUGGUGGAAACACCACCUCCUUACAUGGACAUGUGAAUAUUUACCAAUAAGAAAAAAUAAUGCAGGCAUUGAAUUGUGUUCUGACUGAGGUACUCAUGACUGCUACAAGGAAAUCUUUGCUGAUGCAGGGGUUUAGCCAGAUUGGAACUGUUGGGUGUUUCAGCAACCCCAAACCAAGCCUACAAUGGUGAAGACUGAAGUGUUGUUGGAACACUCCAUACUAGGGACUAAAAAUAUCCAAUUAUUUAAUAGUUUAUGUCUAUACCUGUUAGAUACCCAUACCAUCAGUGUCUAUGUUGUCUAAACUAUAAUGAGACAUAGGCAUUGUUGAAUUCAUUGUGAGAGAUUUAAAAAAAAUCUUAAAAGAAGAACCUGGAUAAAUGAGUGAAGAAACACAUCAAACCUGUCAGGCACAAGGGGUGAUUGUGUGGUUUGACAAGUAUGAAAAUGAUUUGAAUCAUGCUAUGACCUUCAGUCAUGAGAGCUUAACACAACUGGAACACCUAUAGGUUAUUCAGGAAUCCAGGAUCAGAUUCAGGAUCUGCCAUCCUUGUCAAAACACCAAACAAGGAGAUAUUAUUUGGAAGAAUGGAGUUCUGUUCCUCUAGUAGAGUUCCAUAGACUUGUAAUUUGGAAAUUGAAGUAUAUAAUAUAAUGUUUAACUAUUUUUGGACACAUGCAUGGGGUCAGAACUCUGCUGGCUGAUUGCGCCAUCCUUCUUCAGCUAAUCCUGGUUACACCCCUGUUAGUGGCAGCAACACAUUUUUUUUAAAUUAAUCAUCAUCGGUUGUGUAUUCCUGAAUUUCUCUGUCACUUUAACCAUUUUCAAGUCAUAUCAGGUUUACAGUUUGUCAGUGAAACCUACAAUUGGUGGUUGGGUCUGUCAAAUAUGUUGUUGGAGUACACAAGCAUAGCCAGAAUUUAACAGGAAUUGUCUGGAGGCUUGUUGUCCUUUCCUACCCUGGUGCCAACAGAAUAGACAUUAUAGUUUUAAUUUACCAUUCCUCAUGAUCAGCUGCAUCACAUUUAUGUGGAUAUUGCUAAGAAGUUAAACUUGUAAUGUUUUCAGAUAUAACCCACUCUAGUGAUGAAAUUAAACCUACAUAAUAGGAAGAGUGUUGUAUGAGAGCGGCACUCUUCCAAACGCACUUUUUAAAUGCUUUUCAUGAAAAUUCCACUAAAACAUGAUGUAAUGGUGGUUCUUAUUAAACUGUUAUGUAUGGAUACCACUCAGUAGUUCUUAACCACUUCAUUAGCUUCUUUUCUUGCUUGAGUUUGUUGUUUUGUUUCAAAAAACCUAAUUGUUGAUAUUUAUUAGUGCAAUAGAUAGCAUAUAAUUGAAAUUCUAUUCUAUAUUAACAUGUUUUUGAGUGAUGCUUGUGUCAGUGAUUUUUUUUUCUUAGAUCUCCAGAUCAUACAGUUUGAUUUUGAUUACUGUAGAAAAGUCAAUUUUGAUUUGACCAUUUUUGGGAGAGAUUGUCAGUGUGGACGAUUCUGGACGAUGAUUUCUUCUUCCGCCUUGGUGGGCGCAUAUGUGCUGUGUAUAAAUUCCUGCCCAAUCUGAACCGGCGGUGAGAAUCUAAAGAGUCCCAUCUAAAACUUAAAAUCGUCAGGAAUAUUCGUCGUCACACAGAAUCGUCCGUCCUCAUCGCUGAUCUGCAGCAGCCAGAGAAGGAAGAAGAAAAUCCCGAACCCAUUCCAGAUUAAAUCACCAUUCAGGAAGGAAUCACACUUCAAAUGGUCAAAACUAUUGUAAGCUGAUUUUAAGUUUUGUUUUUUGUUGUUGUUGUUUUUUUUCUCAACUUCAUUAACUCACGGUUUCAGAUAAAUCGCGGUCCAGUUUUGUGGACCCAACUCAAGUGAGUUAACGGGGCUCAGCUGUAUUUCUCAGCAUGUGAGGCUUGACACACAGCAGCAUGGCCAACUAAUGUGUACACAUCACCCUCUGUAUACAAAUUCCGGUUAUUUUGGGGCCUUCUCAUGAAGUUACAUAUGACUACUGUGACCAUGGCAAUAUAUAUACAGAAUAUAUUUAAUGGGUAAUUUAAAUAAUAUUGUCACUGAAGAAGAAAGAUAUAUUUAAAAGGGAAUAUUUUUAAUAUUGUGGGAAAUGCAGUUGUGUGACAGUAUACUUAUACUGACUUACUACAGUAACAGUUACACUCAAGAAUAAUAUUUUCAGUGGGAGCAUCUUCCUUUUACUGAGAUUGUCUUUUUUCAAGCAAUGGUGUCAGUGUGUUGUCAGUGUUGAUACUAUUUUAAUUCUUUCUGCAUCUUUGAAUACAAAUUCACUACUGUAUUUGAAAUUUGAGUUCAUUAUUAGUUUCUGUUUUCGCUCCUAUCACGUCAUCUUGGAAUGGCAAAAACCAGCAGUGAUGCAAAAUGUGUUACAAUAUUAUUUCACUAUUUUUAAAAGCAACAUUGAAUAUGUCUAGUAAAAAAAUGUCUGACAGUU